AUGGCUACCGUGGCAAUACAACCAUGUUCUUCAUGGACGCGUGGUUCAAUCCCCAUUUCAAAACCCAUCCAACGACGUCGUUUCAGAGCCAGACCAAAACUCACGCGCCUCAAAAUCGUAGCUGCUGUCGUGCAAGCAACGCCUUCAACCACCGUACCUUCGAUCAGAAACGGAACCAACCCUGUCCUGACGCUUCCUUUCAACCGCGCUGAUGAUCUUCAAGCUGAAGCCAGAGCCAUGGGCCGUGCCGUUAAUGCUACUCUCUAUAGUCCCGAACUCUUGGCCUCCAAAUAUGGGUCCCAGCCUAUCAAGGUGGUUCAGAGGGCUCUUGAGAUUGUGACUUCUUUGGGUUCAUUUGGGUUGAAACUGUUUUUCGAGCAGAGGAAUGGGAUGCUUGAAAAGAAUAAACGGGCUCGUGCUGCUGAGUUGAAGACCAUAUUCACACAAUUAGGACCAACUUUUGUGAAGUUGGGUCAAGGAUUGUCCACUAGGCCUGAUAUAUGUCCACCUGAAUAUUUGGAGGAACUCUCUGAGCUUCAGGAUGGUUUGCCUACAUUUCCUGACGAUGAGGCCUUUGCAUGCAUUGAAAGGGAACUAGGAGUAUCCCUUGACUCUAUUUUUUCUUCUAUAUCACCAUCGCCAAUAGCUGCAGCUAGUCUGGGUCAAGUUUAUAAAGCUAGGUUGAAGUACUCGGGUAAACUCGUGGCUAUUAAGGUGCAACGUCCAAGCAUUGAGGAAGCUAUAGGAUUGGACUUCUACUUAAUUAGAGGUCUUGGGUUUUUCAUAAAUAAAUAUGUAGAUAUAAUCACCACUGAUGUUGUUGCUCUUAUUGAUGAAUUUGCACGGAGAGUUUUUCAAGAGCUCAACUAUGUGCAGGAGGGACAAAAUGCAAGGAGGUUCAAAAAAUUGUAUGCCGACAGACCAGAUAUUUGUGUUCCUGAUAUUUUUUGGGAUUAUACAAGUGCUAAAGUACUGGCAAUGGAUUGGGUUGAUGGAGUCAAACUAAGCGAGCAAGAAGCUAUUGAGAGACAAGGAUUGAAUGUCUUGGAUCUUGUGAACACAGGUAUACAAUGCAGCCUCAGGCAACUACUUGAGUAUGGAUAUUUCCAUGCAGAUCCACAUCCUGGGAACCUUUUAGCAACGCCUGAUGGGAGACUUGCUUUUCUCGACUUCGGAAUGAUGAGUGAGACACCGGAAGACGCACGAUCUGCUAUAAUUGGUCAUGUUGUUCACUUGGUUAACCGAGAUUACGAAGCCAUGGCUCGUGAUUACUAUGCUCUUGAUUUCCUUUCACCUGAUGUCGAUGUUUCUCCAAUUGUGCCAGCACUUAGAGACUUUUUUGAUGACGCACUUAAUUAUACCGUGAGUGAGCUUAACUUCAAGACACUAGUGGAUGGUCUUGGGAAUGUUCUGUAUCAAUUUCCGUUUAAUGUCCCAGCUUACUAUGCUCUCAUAUUGAGGUCUCUCACUGUUUUAGAAGGUUUAGCACUUAAUGCUGAUCCCAACUUUAAGGUGCUUGCAGCGUCAUACCCGUAUUUUGCUAAGCGGCUCUUAACAGAUCCAAAUCCAUAUCUAAGAGAUGCUCUUAUUGAGUUGCUUUUCAAAGAUGAGAAGUUUAGGUGGAGUAGACUCGAAGACUUGCUAAUCCAAGGUAGAAUGGACAAUGAUUUCUCUGCUAAAGAGGCCCUACAACCUGUUCUAAAGGUACUAUUGAGUCCCGACGGUGAAGUUAUCAGGGCUCUUGUUAUCAAAGAGGCUGUUCGCGUAUCAGAAGCUUUUACUCUCAGUUCAAUUUCUGAUACAUACAAGUCAGUUCCGGAUUUCAUGAGGACUCUAGUUUUCAAUGGCAAUGCAAAUGGUCCCCUUAUGAUGUCAGAAUCUGAAAUGCAAAGCAUGAUAGAACUUAGGAAUCAAGUCGUCAGGAUUUGGGGACUUCUUCAAUCCUCUAACGAUUUCGAUCCAGCUCUUCUGCUGCCUAUAUUCCAGAUCCUUCAGCAACCCGAGGUACGGAGACUUGGGGGAGGCGUUAUGGAUGGAAUCACGCAACGUUUCCUAGCACGCUUUCUGCAGCAAGUACUUCGAGUUCCAGCAACAGCUUCUGCAUAG
Molecule: messenger RNA, 2106 nt
Organism: Lathyrus sativus (Indian pea)
Lineage: Eukaryota; Viridiplantae; Streptophyta; Magnoliopsida; Fabales; Fabaceae
Source: the annotation of a GenBank genome assembly